CACACUGGCUAUGCGCCAUACACAACAACCGCAGAGCAGCAGUAUCGACAAACGUUCACAUUACAUUUAGACGUAAUAACUAGUGUCAUUUCUCUUCAUAGAUUUAAUUUUAUUAGACCAUCCAAAUUUUAAAUUUUCUUCGUUUUUAGUUGUAUAAGUGUUAAGUGUAUUUGAUGUUAUAAUAAUAAUGUACAGUGCCGCAUUUUAAUACGCAUUCUGAAGUAAUUACGUAAUGGGAAUUAUGCUAGAGAAGUUUUUAGUAUUGCCCUGAAAUUCAACAUGGCCGCUGACACAGGAAUGGAUACUUGCCCUAGUCCGGAAAUCACGGACUCUAGAAAACGACCCUUGGACGGCGAUUCGGAAAAUGGGGACGUCAAGAGGUCACACUUUAGCUCGGGUCUGGUUAUUCUGGUGGAAGGCUUCGGUGGCGGCUAGUUACCGUCUGAAGAUAUUCGUAGGAUGCCGUGUAGAAACCGACACGAGCCGUGGAGCCGACGUACCACUUCAAGGUGCUGGUGCCGUCCAUGGUGGCCGGCGCCAUCAUCGGCAAGGGCGGCGAGACCAUCGCGCAGCUGCAGAAGGACACCGGCGCCAGGGUCAAGAUGUCCAAAUCCCAUGAUUUCUAUCCUGGUACAACAGAGCGUGCGUGCCUCAUAACUGGCUCAGUGGAGGGCAUCAUGGUGGUGCUAGACUUCAUCAUGGAGAAGAUCAAGGAGAAGCCCGAGCUGGUCAAACCUUACCCCGAGGGCGUGGACGCCAAGAUGCCUCAGGACAGAGAUAAGCAGGUGAAGAUCCUCGUGCCCAACUCGACGGCGGGCAUGAUCAUCGGCAAGGGCGGCAACUACAUCAAGCUGAUCAAGGAGCAGAGCGGCAGCUACGUGCAGAUCUCGCAGAAGGCCAAGGAGCUGUCGCUGCAGGAGCGGUGCAUCACCGUAGUGGGCGAGAAGGAGAACAACAAGAAGGCGUGCGUGAUGAUCCUGCAGAAGGUGGUGGACGACCCGCAGUCGGGCUCGUGCCCCAACGUGUCGUACGCGGACGUGGCGGGGCCCGUCGCCAACUACAACCCCACCGGCUCGCCCUACGCCGUGCCCACCGCUGAGGUGACAGAGGGUCACGCACUGGUCAGCGGCGGGUCCGUGGGCAGCGUGGGCGGUGUGGGAGGCGUGGGCGGCGUGGGCGGCAUGCUCAUGAACGGCUCCGGGCUGGGCGCGCUGUCGCUGUCGCUCUCGCUGGCUCCGCCGGGCACGCCGCCGCCGUCGCCGCUCACUCAGCACACGCUCGACCACAUUAAGGUGGCACUGCGCCAGGCGGGCUACUCGGAGGGCGGCAUCUCCGAGAUCGGCGCGGCGCUGUCGCUGCUGGUGAAGCACGGCGUGCUGGGGCUGGCGCUGCCGGCCGCGCUGCCCGCGCCGCUGUCGGCCGCCUACUUCCCGCUGUCGCAGGACUCGCCCGCGGUCUUCGGCCCGCUGGCGCAGGUCCAGCUCGGCGGCGCGCGCGGCGGGGCGUGCGGCUUAGAGCGUUUCGCGGAGGUUGCAUUCGAGGCGCUUCGCCCCCCAGCCGUGGCGCCCAUCUCGCUGUCGGGCGGCGCCGUGCCCGCCUUCCCCUCCGCGUCGCUGAUGCCGCUGUCCAAGAGCCCCACGCCGGCCGACGCGGGCGCCAAGGACUCCAAGAACGUGGAGAUCCCCGAGGUCAUCGUCGGGGCCAUACUCGGCCCCGGCGGACGCAGCCUCGUGGAGAUCCAGCAGAUGUCGGGCGCCAACAUCCAGAUCUCCAAGAAGGGCACGUUCGCGCCCGGCACGCGCAACCGCAUCGUGACCAUCAGCGGCACGCCCACCGCCAUCAGCAAUGCGCACUACCUCAUCGAGCAGAAGAUCCAGGAGGAGGAGCUGAAGCGCACGCGCCACAACGCCAUCUCCGGCCUCAUGCAGUAGCGCGGCUCUAGUCACCGCGCGCCGCGCGCCCGCCGCACGCGAGUUACCUGACACUAGUUAAGGUUCACGUCUAUUUACAAGGUUAUUGAACUACAUAGAUUUAUGUACUGUAAGUUUGCGCACGUGCGCAUAUGUACGCAUACGUACGCAUUAUUGUUAGCGUCGUUCGGUUCGCCUGGCGGACCUGUCGUCGUGAGUGACGGUUUAAAUACGAUUGUGAUAACUCCUGUCACGGAUAUUCCUAUUCCAUACACAUUAUUUUUUUAUAUUAUUAUCGUUCACCGAAUAUUAUUAUUUUUUUUUAUUUACGAAUGUUGAUUUCAUUGUAAAUGUUACCAUUGAUAAGUUAUUUUUGUUAGCGUAUUACGACAUACUUAGAGUUAAAUUUUGAUUUGAGUAAUUUAUGAUUAUAAUUAUUCAGAGUCGGCACCGCGCGUCGCCAGGCCGACUCGCUGUAAUGUGUUAACCAAAGUCGGUCGAUGAAAUAAUUAUUUUAUUUUACUUUAUUCUUUUGACGUUGUAAAUUGACAUAGAGUGCAAUGGACUAUAUGAUUUUAUUUUUAUUCUUUUGUCGUUGUAAAUUUUCAUAGAGUGCGAUGGACUAUAUUUUAUUUUGUUCUGUUGUCGUUAUAAAUUGACAUGGAUUAAAUUUUAUUUUAUUAUUUUGGCGUUGUAAAUCGUCACAGAGUGCAAUGCAAUAAUAAACGCGUUAUGUUUAGUUACGUUUGGAACGUCGCGUCGCGUCUCGCGGCAAAAGAUCUUUAUUUUUUUAUACGUUUGUAAUAUUUUGUUAUCGUAUCGCGUCGGGGCGUUUCGUGAUCGAUUCUGUUCUUCGUCGGUCUAAAUAUUUGUCUUUAAACUGUAAGUACAAUUUUAAUAAUAAAGAAAAAUGCAUGUCCAUAAUAGUAGAGAGUUAUAUAUUUUAAAGGUUUUAAAUGCAGAUUUCUAUGUAUUAUUCGAGAUGACAAUAUUGAAUAUUCUUAUUUACAGUUACGAUCUAAUUAAAUCGAUAGUUUAUUUUUGAGCGCCGUCGCGUAGGGGGCGACCGCUCUUCUGCGUAGCGACGGACGGGGUCGGUCGGGGGUGUGCCCUGCGCCCGCUACUGUACGCGUGCUAUACUCACUGGUAUCAGUGAAAUAAUGUGUCAGCACACGCUUACUGAAGACAUUACACUGCACCGAAAGCGAGGGCACACCUGUCGAUCGGUACCUUUGUAAUAAACAUAAUAAUAAUAAGCUGUGAUUGUUUUUUUCGACUUUUUCAAGGUACUUGGGUCAGUUGCAGUAGUUUUAGUUGUUCGCUUACCUCAGAAGUGCCAUCUGUAGAUAGACGUAGUGGCGACUUCGGCACCCGCAGCGGUGCAGCACGAGCGGUCUCGGGUUUGACGCCGACGUUCGCUUAGGUUACUUCGUAGUGUCCGUUAGAUAGAUUCGUUUACACGCGAUUUAAGAGGGUCUGAUGUGGGGGGGGGGAGUUUACUCCCCUCGAGGAGGGUAGAUUGGAGGAGGGUAUCGUGUUGGGCGUUUUUCGAAGUUGUUUUUCAACAGCCGUUUGUGUAAGUUUGGAUUCAGGUGGUUUGUUGUGCAGUUGAAUGGGGCUGUCGGGUUUCGAGUCUACUUGUAACUGCCUUUUCACCAAAUGCGUCAGUCGAAGUAUCCUCCGUUGAUUUUUAUCGGUUCAAACAAACGUGUACAAAAAAAAAAAUAGUGCUUGUACACUAUUACUACCGACAUUGUCCGAAAACGCCCGCCGUAGUAGUGUACUCACUGUUUUACUUACAUAUGCUAUAUACUGUCGUUGACGGAUUUGGUGUAACCGCAGCUUUACGGGCAAACUUUAUUUUGUCGACGACAGUCCUCUGUCUCUGCCGUAAAUAUCAAUGGGCACGUAAAAAUAUUUCUUGUCACGUUACAAGUACGCUCGCAGACGACAAGCCUUACAUCCAACAUGGCGUGGUUUACUUAUUGGUAAAGAAGUACAAACGAAUAGUAACUUACAAUAUAUAUAUAUGAUAUGAAUCGGCUUAAAAACUAAUUUGUAGUGUUAUAAGAUAAGGAAUUGAGUGACGGUUCUCAGCUGACAUGUGGGCACGGGGUCUCCCCCACCAUUCGGGGCUAGAUUGUCGGUUUGUGGAAUUGCAUCGUUUACGGGUAUCGGUAUACUAUAACGGCAUGGCAAAAUGAACUUAAUGUUAUAUGAUUUAAAGUACGAAAUGUAGAGCUAACGUCUCUUGCGAGCUCUACGUGUAAUGUGGGUAGAACUGAAUGAUAGAGCUUUACGUAUUAAUCUGGGUGUUAUAGAGUCCCGAUAGCCGAAAACCGUCGACAUUUAAAUCUCGUUCUGUUAGUGUUUGGGGGAGACUCGAGCACGCGUCGCGUUCACUUUGACUCGUCAUUUUUACUCGUCGAAGUCAGUCGAACGUUCGCGUCCAGCGGUCGUCAUGUCAGGAGGCGCGUCAGUCUCGCUCGUGGAGGUGGCUCCCAAAGACUCGUUCGUGACGCCAUGACCUCGUACUUUCGUGAAUACAAAAUAUAAACAUAAUAUUAAAAUAAUUAAUUAUUAUUAUAUUAUUAUUAAAUAAAUAAAUAAAUGAAAUAUUGUUGUAAGUGUACCAACUGUCCAACGACGUCUCGGUAUAAUGUUGUGGUUGUUAUGGUGUACUAUUAUACGUGUGUUAUGUAGGUAACAUUGCAUCGUAGUUUCAUUGGAGUAGCUAGUUGUAGUGUAUAUUCAAUCUUUAAAAUGUAUUAUUAGGUAACGCUGUUCGAACUCUCUGGUGUUUUUUCCACUUUCUCAUCUCGUAUUGUAUAUUACCAAUUAUUGGGGGGUAGGUACAGAUAUCGCCUUGUGUCAAUUAAACAAAGGGUUACCACGUUCGCGACUACAUUGGCAGCAUUCGAGUGCGCCGCUGCACGGCUGCACACUCCCUGCGGUGGUGGCUAGCGAGUAUCGAAACAAUAACGAAAAAACUUACGACAACCAUUAUUCUUGAGCAUUUUUUAAAUAUUGAGUAAUUGAGAGUAAUUUAAUCAGAGUACGUCGUAACCUAUUAAAUAUUAUUCCUUUUUUCGCACGUCCUUUUGUACAUUCUUUUUUUCACUUAUCUCAGUCAUAAAUUUCAGUUGUAGGCUGUAAUUCUUUGAUUUGAUCUUUGAGUUAAUGUUACUCUGAUGUUAAUAGUUUCGAUACUCGAAAAUCACCAGCGUUUGCAUAUUGUGCGACCUCGUACUGAUGGUACAGGGGAGGGGAGGGGGGAGUCUGCGCGUCUGCAGCGGGAGGGAGGCUCCGCGAUCUUGUAAUAGUUGCACGCCAUCGUUUGACGAAUAGGAUUUAAUUCACUUUUUACAAGCACCGAUAAAAUCUGAGUUUUUUGUAAACAAGUUCUCAAUUAAUGUCAAUUAUACACGGAAUCUCCCAUGCAUUCGCAUAUUUAAGAAUCGCGAGCGUGCAACCCGCGGAGCGUGUGGCGUGAGGGUCUGCGGAAACCAAGGGCGCGUUUGGCUGAUAGGUUAUGUCAAGAAAAGUGGAGACAGAAAUGUGAGGAGAAAUGGCACUGCCAUCUUACCGAUUGGUGAUCAAAAAUAAUGAUGCAAAUUUUUUGGGCUUUGUCAGAUUGUUCCGAUAAAAUUCUAGCAAUUAGUGAGAUUAACAUCAAAGGUUAAUUCUUGGAAUGUGAAAUAAACACAUUGUGUGUUAGGUGGUGAUCCAUGUGGUGUGUAUUGCAUUUACUGCACACCAUGAUCGAGAAAUGCGCAUUACCCUAGAUUGUUUAAAAAGCAUCCAAUGCAACAACUGCUAACUCACUCUAAGUGUGUUUUACUUGAGUAAAAAAUUAUAAACUUAAAUAAUCAGAAAUGGGAAAGGUGCAAUCAGUUAUUUCGUUUGAAUAAAAACUUCGUCAUAUCUCAACGCCUGUUGAAGCCCCUGGCUAAACUAUCGGCAACUCGAUCGUCUUUAGUUUCCGCGGCCCGAGGCCUCCCGACGCGUAUUGCCUGUGAAGUCGAUUUUACAAGCUCAAUUUUAUUGAAGAAGAUAUUCUCGAUUAGUCAGUACGUGUAAGACAAUACGUCAAUUAUUCGGAAACCUAAAGUGAAACUGAGGCGGACUACGCGCACUGCAUUACGAUCUAUCGUUUCUUGUACUGAACAAUGGAUCUGUUGGCUUCAAAAAUGACUAAAUAUUGUUAUUACUAGGCGUAUCAUCCUUUUUUAGUCACAAUUUAACAAACUUAAAAGUGACAGUUGUGUUUAUUGCCUCAUUUUGUCUAAAAGUGCAAAAUGGUGUCUCUGUACAAAUAGCAUCGUUCAGUGUCAACCGAAACGACGUAUCGUAACGCAAUGAUUGCGUGUGCAUCCGCCAACGGUCCGGAGUCGCAUCAGCGGGGUAGGUUGUGAGCUUUUGAUCACAUUCGUUGCGCCAUUAAUUAAUAAAAUAGGUAAAUAGUUUGAAAAUUAUUAAACCACGUAGCUCUCUUUGAUAUUGCACAAGAGUUGUUGCGAAGUCUCGUCGGGCGUUGCGACCGAUCGCGACGACGAUCGCGACCGGUCGCAACGAUUGCCGCGCUGAGCGACCGACCGGGCUCCCGGGGUUCUCAAUACAACUAUGUUAUACUUAACACAUCCACAUUCGCUCCUUUACUCUCAUCUUCCUUCAUUGUUUGAUUUGUUCUUUACAAUGUUUCAUCUCUGUCUGCUUACUGUGCGCGCCUGUGUGGCCGAUACUUUGUAGGCGCGCGUAACGUGUGUUUGCCUAUAGCCAACAGCACGUAACUCAGUACAGGGUGCGACAGAGGAGCGGGCGGCGGGCGCAUUCAUUAUUAAUUCAUAGACAAGCGCGCGUGUUGCCGUUGUCUCUGUCGUCAUACGCACCCCUGUACCUCAAGGACUUGUCUGUGGUUUGUCUGUAACGUGAUCGAAGCGAUCGAUUAUAAAUUCAAAAAUCGUCCCGCGACCAAACUUAAUUUUUGAUUAGAGUAUUCUUUUGUAGUUGCCUAUUUAUAAUCCUUGAUUUUUACUCUGUAAGCCAUCUUAUUUUUUGUUUCAAUAGUGAAAUUAAUUUUAAGCGCUAAUCAUAAAUUUCAACAUGAAUUUAGAGUUUUAUGAAUUAAUGACUUAUAAUUUGGGUAAAAGGCGAUUUGUCUACUAUAUGUACAGGCGCAGUCGGCGCGCACAGUGGGCGGGAUCUAUUAGACAUUCCAUCUCAAGUUUCCCACAUCACUUACUUCUUCCCAAAUCGUGUUGUAAAUUAUCGAGUGUUUUACACAAUUUUAAGAUUGUUGAAUUAUAAUAGAUCUCUAGUCGUGUUAUUCUCUUAAAAGUACUAAACAAAUUAACGUAAAAAAAUAAAUAAUAAUAAAAAAAUGUAUGCGAUUUUACAGCAAAGCUGACUGCGGACAAUGUAAAGAACAUUUCGAAGGGUUGAAUCGUUUGAAACCUAGUUAGUUGAAAUUAAUUCAUAAUAUACAUCGUGUAUGUAUCAUAAACUAGAUAAUUUUAAUUAAAAAUAACUGGAAAAAAUGUUAACGUUGUUAUACUGAAGUUGUUACAAUAUUUGAGAGUAUAUCGUCGUGAAUAACAAAAAAAAAAAGUUCUUAGUGCGGUAACUUUAUCUGAAUUUUAAAUUUUAUCGCGUGAGAGAUAAUAAAUAGUGCAGAGUAGUGAUGGACACAACGAUUGGAGCUAUUCUUAGCUUGCGAAAUCCUAGUUAAACUUUACUCGUUAACUGUAAUUGGGAAAAUGUCACUAGUUUGACUUUUAAGGUAUCUCACUCCUCGGCAGCAAGAAUAAACCUAUUCAAUUGUAAAGCAAUAGACAUGAUGUAAUUAGACAAUUAGCACUAAAAACGCUAGGAAAUGAGGUUUCGCAGGCUAAUAGAAUAACGAAAAGUAGCAUUAUUUUCUCCAUCACUAGAGAAUAGUCCCGACAUCCCGCGUGACCGCACAGCACCGAGGACAAGAUUCUAGUACUGUCUUUGUGACGGCGGCACCGGCGGUGACGUCACGCAGGUAUUGUGACGAUGCGCCGAACGGUGACGUCACGGCGCGCCGCUAGGUGGUAGAGUGACGAGCUCGAUGUCGUAGGCUGUAAGGUAGCUAGUGAUCAUUGUUCGUAUCGUUCAGACGAGGGCGUGCGCGCCCCUUUACUUUAUUAGCUAAAUGUUGUUGACUUUGUUGAAGCUAGUGUAGGUAGGCGGUAGGUAGGUACAGCGCGACAACGGUCGACGGGCGGAACUUGGCUGUGCGUUCGGUCGACCCAACAUGGCGGCCGCCCCGCGCGCCUCGUAUCUGUAUAUAAUUGCACGACAUUAGUUUCAUUUGUUCUCCUUGCUCAUUGUCAUCAAUUUAUUAAGACUGAGGAAUCAACUCGCGCACACUGACAUCACUCGAACGCGUCCCGGUGGGGAGUAUUGUAAGAUAUCGUUUCGGUCAUCGGAGGCGGCGGGGGGGCGCCCUUUACACUUGUUGGGUGGAUUGUUAAACUAAUUGUAUUGAAUUGUACCUUGUUGUUGUAUAAGUGCACGCGACACCGACACCGGCAGCACUCGGUGCGUCUGUCGUGUCUGUCAUGUGUUGUACGUUUGUUGGUACUGGUGUACUCGCACACGUCCGGUGAGGGAAUAUGUUAUUAUUGUUUUUGUUAACUCGCUUCGGCGAGCGUUAUAUGUGCGAGAGAUAUAAUUGUACGAGUUAAAUGCUAUGUUUUGAAUUUCAAAGAUUCGCUAUGUUUUAGUCAAAAGUUUAUUUGUUUAGUUUACGUCGGAUGGUUUCCUGGUUUACUGUUUUGCGAUGUAACGAUGAGGCAAUACGAAGGUUACAAUGUCUUAGUGUUAAAGCUCGAAAACCAAUUAAAGGGUACCUUGAACAUUGUCUGUAAUAAUUAUAUUAACAUUAAAUAAAUGCGAAAUAAUUAAA
This is a messenger RNA of Bicyclus anynana (squinting bush brown), 8841 nucleotides long. It is a transcript of the gene pasilla, whose product is annotated as RNA-binding protein Pasilla. Gene Ontology annotation, cellular component: nucleus; cytoplasm. The record is from RefSeq and is a predicted model, not a curated record. Gene Ontology annotation, biological process: regulation of alternative mRNA splicing, via spliceosome; mRNA splicing, via spliceosome. The coding region runs from base 525 to 1931 and encodes 468 amino acids. The transcript has 10 exons. Gene Ontology annotation, molecular function: mRNA binding. Lineage: Eukaryota; Metazoa; Arthropoda; Insecta; Lepidoptera; Nymphalidae.